AUGAAUGAUGAAAUCGAAAUAUACAUAAAAAAUAAAAUUAUAGACAUGCUAAAUAUUCAUGAUCAUGUUUUAGAAGAGUGUUUAAAUGAUAUAAAGAAUAAGAAUAAUUUUAAAUAUUUCCUUUCAUCUUCUCCCAUAAAUACCACCCUUUUUUUUGUCUUACAUAAAUAUACACACGAAGAAUAUGAGAUAGACAAAGAAUUAAAUAUUAAAGAUGAAGACAACACAAAAAAUAUCGACACACAAAAUGAAAAAGUUCAAAAUAAAAAAGAUAACCACCAUGAAGAUCCUGUGAAUGAUAUAAAGUUGGAUAAUAAAAAAGAGGAAGAACAAAAUAUAAAAAAUAACUUACUAGAAGAAAAUUAUAUAACAUACACAAAGCAUACAAAUAAAAGUAAUCAUAUAUCAAAUGAGCAUAUGAAAGAAGAAAAAGAAGAAGAAAGUAGCACAUUAAACAUUCAUAUCAAUAAUAAUGAUGAUAAAGAUGAAUUAAAAAAUAAGAAAAAAGAAAUCAAAUAUAUAUUAAAAAUGAGCAUCAAUAAUGCAUAUAUAGACGAAUGUAUAGGAGAAGAAAAUCAAAUAUAUAAUAACAACAUUGAUCAUAUUGAAAAAAAAAAAAAAAAUAUAAAUAUAUAUAAACAAGUCAUAUACUUUUUAAAAAUUAAUGAUAAAAAUAUUAACAAUAUAAAUAUAGAAGAAUAUUUUAAUAAGACUUACACCUUUGGAAAUCUUCAUCCUAAUUAUAUCAACAAUUUUAAAACAUUCUUCAAAAUAUUUUUUAUUCCAUUUUUUCAAUGUUUAUUAAAAAAAAACAACUCACUUGAAUAUUUCACAAAUGAUAUUGAACAAAAUGAAAAAAUUGAAAAUAUUUUAAUGAAACUAAAAAAUCUAAAACAAAAGGAAGACCUCAAUAGUAAUUAUUAUGAGGAAUAUCAAAAUAAAUAUUUAAAUUUUAUUGAAAAAAGUAAAUAUUCAGGUAGACAAUAUGAUCAAAUAAAACAUAACACUCAUCAAAAUGAAUUGUUCCUAUCACACGAAGAAAACACCAUUCAAAAUAUACAUAUAAUUCAAUAUAAUAAUAAUAUAAAUAUAGGUACAAAUAAAAACAUAGAUAUAUAUAAUAAAGAAAUUACUUAUUAUCAAUAUGAUAAAAUACAUCCAAUUAAUGAUCUUACUAGUUAUAAUAAAAAGUAUCUGUUAAACUCCUUUUUCUAUUUAUUAAACUAUUACAAACAAAUAAUAAAACUAGAACAAUUUUCAAAUAAUGAAAUUGUAGGAGAUAUAAUAAAACUUAAAGAUGAUCAAGUUAACAUUGAUAAAUAUCUAAAAAAUAUCUGUCAAAUAAUUAAAGAGUUUCUAUUAAAAGAAAAGAAAAAUGAUAAAAAAAGAAAAAACGAUAAAACAAGAGUUGAAUAUUGGAAAGAAAGAUAUCAUCGUAUUUUUAAUGUUCAUGAACAAAUUAAUAGUAAAAAAUUCGAACAAAUCUUAGAUAACCUUAAAGGCAAAACAUAUAAUAAAGAAUUAUGUAAUGAAAUAAAAUUAAUACUUAUAGAUAUAGAUAAUAUACAUAUGGAAUCUUUUGAAAUGAUAAAAUUUAGUAAAUUAUUAGAUACAUCAUUUGAAAAAUUAAAACAUAUACAUAUAGAUCAUAUGAAAAAUGGAAUUAAAUUAGUUAUAAAAAAAAUUAAAAAUAUAUGGUUAAGUUCUAAAUAUUUUCGUAAAGAAGAUAUUAUUAUUUCAUUCUUUCUAAGAUUAUCAAAUAUUAUAUUUGAUUUAAUAUUAUAUUUUUCUAUUAAAGUUAAAAAAUUAAAUAAACCCAAAAAAAUUAAAAAAGUUAUUUCAAAAUGUAUAGAUAUCUUAAAAUUCUAUGAAAAAGAAUUUAUAUAUGUUAAAUUAGAUAUAGAAAUUAUAGAUAUAAGAAAAAAUUGGUAUUUUGAUAAAUAUAUCAUCUUCAAAAAUAUUAGACAUCUACAACAUAUUCUAGCCACUUUAUAUACUGUCUAUUCAGAAAUUAUAUAUUUCACAGAUCUAUGUUUAUUAAAAUUAAAAAAACUAGUAAAUAAUAAAAAAAUUAUGAAUAAUAUUAUUAUAGAAAUAAAUAAAUUAUAUCAUCCUUUUAGUGAUCUAUUAAAAAAUAUUUACCUUUAUGAUGAUGAACGUAUUAUGAUAUUAAUGAAAAAAUUAAAUGAACAAUGUUUAAAAAUUGAACAAAAAUGUAUCAAAAUUAUAUAUAUUCAAUUUUCUAAUUUGAGAAAUACAACCUGUACAUAUUUAUUAGUCGAAAAGUUUCAAAACCUAAAAAAGAGUUAUAAAAUAGAUAGACUAUUAAUCAAAAAGUUGUAUGAUAUCUUGUUUUUAUAUAAAAAAGAAUUAUAUCAUUAUAUGAAUCUAUUCAACAAUAUGGAAAAUACAAAAGACAUAAAUAAUAAAAUUAAAAGUUCAGAUAAUAUAAAAAAUCUUAAUCAUACAAAAGAUAUAAAUAAUAAUUCUAAUAUUCAAAAUAGUUAUAAUAAUAUUCAUUAUUAUGAAAAGGGAUAUGAUAAUAUAUAUAAAAAAAUUCUUUUUUGUCUUAAUAUAUACAAAAAAAUAAAAAAACCAAUUCUAAUAUUUAAAACAAAUACAUAUAUUACAUCAUCAAAUGAAUAUAAAAUUAUAAUAAAAUUAUAUGUUAAUUUUUGUAAAAAAAUGUUUUCAUAUAUAGUAGAAAAUUAUUUUAUGUGGAAAAAUAAUUCACUCUCACAAAUGAAUAAAAUUUUAUCAUCAAAUAUAAUAAGCAUAAAUAAACAAUUGAAUUUUUAUUAUAUAAUUAAUUUUAAUCCCAAUUUUUUUAAAACAUUAUAUGAAUAUAUAUAUAUAGAAUCCAUAUAUGAUUUUAAUACACCUAUAGAAAUAUUAAAUAUAUAUUAUUUUAAAAAAAAGUUAUAUAGAUAUUUAUAUGAAUUAAAUGAAAUCUUAUUAUUUUAUAAAAAUUUUACAAAAAAUACAUCCAUAAUUCAACAAAAAGUUUUGAUAAAAUACUUUCAAUGUUUUGAGCAAAAAUUAAUUUAUAUUUCAAAUAAUAUUAACUGGUUAAAUCUAAAUAUUGAUCAUUAUAUAAAUGAUUUAAAUAAUUGUAAAAGUGUUAUAGAAAAUGUACAUUUGUCAUUAUCAUAUUCAUUAAAUAGUAUAGACAAAAUUAUAUUUAAUAUGCAAAAUAUUAAUGUAGUUAAAUAUAUUGAUUGGAAUUGUAUGAAACCAUUACAUAUACAACCAUUUUUUAAUUAUUUUGAAGAAUAUAGAAUAAAUCAAGUUACAAAAAUUAUUGAAAAAUAUAGAGAAAUAUCACAUAUACUUAUAAAAAUUGAACAAAUUAUAGAAAAGACAAAAAAUGGUAGAAGUGAUAUUAUGGAUGAAUUAUAUUAUUUAUAUCAAUGUAAAAUAUAUAAAUCAUUAAGUCUAAUUAUUAUAAAAGGAUUAUGUACUUAUGAAACAUUAAUUGAAAAUGAUUUCCAAAAAAUCAAAUUCUUAUAUAAUCAUUAUAAACCAUCAUUAUAUAUAAAAGAAGAUAUAUAUUCUGAUGUAUUCUUAAAUAAUUCUAUACAAAAUAUAUUUAAAUUAAUAUCCAAAUUAUUAACAAAUUUAUUAUUAUCAUCAUCAGAAUUUAUUAGAUGGCUAGAUUUCUCAUGUAUUGAAGUUCCUAUCUCAUUAAAAGAAGAUUUUGAUGUUUUUAAAAUGAAAUUCUCAUUUUAUCAAAGUGUUAGUAAAAAUAAAAUUAUAAUUGAUAGAAUAAUUCAUAUUCAUCAAUUAAUACAAAAUGUAUUCCAAAAAGCAAAUAAAUAUAUUUAUAGCUUCUUAAAAUAUGAUAAUAUUAUUAAUACUAUUAUUAAAACACAAUCCAAUUUUAAUAUAAACCAAAAACAUAAUACAUAUCCUUUAAUUUAUUAUGAUAAUAUACUAAAAACUAUUACAAACAUACAAAAUAAAAUACAUAAAGAAAAUGACAAAAAAAAUAUACAAUUUAUAUCACUUAAUAUUUCAUUUGUUCUUAAUUCAAUCAAAACUAAAUUACAUCAUUCAAAGAAAUUCUUUUUCAACAGUCUACAUUUUAUAUUUACAACACUUAAAUGUUCUACCUUGAGUGAAAUAACAAAAUAUAGUGCCAUCCUCAAAACAUCUUCCAAUUCAAUGGACAAAUAUGAAAACAUCAUAAAAACUAUUAACACAAUAAAAUCAGAAAACAUUAAUAUAGAAAUAAAUAUUCAAAAAACAGAAGAAAUUUAUAACAUUUUAACAAUAUAUCAAGAUAAUAAUAUAAAAGAUGAACAGAAAGAUAAAUUAUUUUCUUUAUAUCCAUUAUAUUUAAAUAUGCUCAAUUUGGCCUUCUAUAACGAUAACUUAAUGUUUGCUAUAAAACAAGAAUUUUACAAAAACACAAAGGAAAAGAUCAUCCUAUUUGAAGAAAAAGUGAAAAAUAUUUUAGAAAUGUUCCAUUCAUCUGGACCAUCAUCACAAAAUAUAGAUUUAAAUGAAGGAAUGGAAAGCCUUAAAAAAUACAUGAACAACUUUAAAGAACUAGAAAUUGAAAAGGAGGAAAUUAUAAAAGCUCAAAUUUUAUGUAACAUGAAAAUAUUACUUUUCGAAAAUUUUUAUUUAUUAAAAAAUACUAUCAAAAUAUAUAGUUCCAUUUAUUCAAUAUACAACUCUUAUAAUACACGAAUUAACGAUUUUCUUGACGUUAUAUAUUACAAGCUUAAUAUAAAAGAAAUAAAUAAAUCCCUUUCGGAAGUAAAAAAUGAGUUGACACAAUUACAGAAAAAUCAAGAAGAAGCAAAAAAUAUAUUGGCAUUUAAAAAAAUUAAAGAAGAAUUAUUCAAAAUGAACAUCAUAUUAACAAUUGUGUUUUUGUUACAAAAUACUAAUAUGAAAUUAUCAAAUUGGAAAGAAAUUAUUAAUCUUCAUUUAAAUAGAAAACAAAUAAAAAAUAAAACCAUAUUAGAAAAUACAAUCAUAAUUAAUGAUAAAACUAUAAAUAUUAAAUCUAUAACAUUAUAUGAUAUGCAACAAUUGCAAAUAUACCUAUAUUUUAACGACAUCAAAUAUAUCAUAUACAAAAUUAAGGAAGUGGAAAAGCUUGAAAAAAAUCUUAAUGAUAUUGAAAAUAAUUGGAAACAAGAAUCGUUGAAAAUAAAAAAAUAUAAUGAUUACAUACUCCUUGAAGAUAAUAAACAUAUUUUCAUAAAUAUUAAAAAUACCUUUAAUGAUUUGCAUUUUAUGAGAAAUAUACGCUUCGCUCAAGAUCUAAUACCAAAAAUAAAUUAUAUACAAAAUAAGCUCCUUUUUAUAUAUGAACUCUUAACAUUAUGGAUCAACACACAAGAUAUUUGGCUUCGCUUGGAAAAUUUUUUCCAAAAUGAACAUUUUAACCACUUCAACAAUGAAUUAAAAAAUUUCAACAAAAUAAACAAAACAUAUAUAGAAAUAAUGAAAAAUGUAAAAAAAAAUUUGAAUUUAUUUCAAAACUGUAACACUCACUUCUUCUAUCUUUUAAAAAAUUAUAAUGAGCGCUUAUUAUUUUUAUAUAAUGAAACUAUAAUUAUUCUACAAGACAAAAAAUUUACAUUCCCAGACUUUUUUUUUUUGACUGAUCAAGAAUUGUUUGAUCUUUUAUCUAAUAGUGACACAGACACGUUAAAAAAAUAUUGCCAUAUAAUUUACCAAGACCUUUUAACCUUUAACGAUAUAGAUAAAACAAUAAUUGAAGUUGUUACAACAAAAAAUAAUAACUUCAAUUUAAAAAAUGGCAUUAAAAUAAUUGGAAUCGACACAUAUUUUAUGUUAAAAGAAAUGAUAAAAAGUUCUUUGAAAGAAAAUAUAACGACAAGUCUGAAAAAUUAUUACAACAAAAGCAACAUUUUAAACAUAAUUAUUAAUGACAUAUCCAUAGUCUCAUGUGUCGUGAUAAAAGUCAUAUUAACAGAGGAAGUUAAAGAAAUAAUGAAAAGAAAAAAUCUUGAAUAUACACAAAGUGUGCUAAAUAAAUAUAAGGACAUGUCGGACAAAUUAAUUGAUGACCUAAAAAAUAUAAAAGGGAAAGAUAUACAAAAGAUAGAAUAUUGUAUCAUAAUAUUUUUAGAAUUUAUAGAAUUUCUAAAAAAAAUUAUCCAAGAAAAUAUACUCGAUGAAAAUCAUUUUUUCAUUUAUUAUCAAUUCAAAUAUGUUCUAAAUAAAAAUAAGGAAGAAAUGCUAGUAACAUACGGAAAUUAUACCUUCAAAUAUAAUUAUGAUAUAUUAGAAAAUGAUAAUAUGUUUAUAAAUUUAAUACCAAACAAUAAAUAUAUAUUCAUUAUAUGCUCAAAUAUAUACAAGUCUUACUAUAACAUGAUUAACGGAGAAAACAAAAAAUCAACUAUAAAAUAUAUAACUUCAUCAUUAGGGUUAAGAACGCAUUAUAUUAAUGCACAUACAAAUGACAUACUACAAAAUAAUAUAUUGGGAACUAUUCAACAAGGUUAUGCCUUAGUUAUACAAAAUGUUGAUGAUUUCAAUAUUGAGACCUUAUCAGUUUUAACAAAUAUUUUUAGAACAAUACAGACAUGCUUAAAAAAAAAGGAAAAAAACAUUUAUAUUUUUAAUAAAGAUAUCAUAUUUGAUCAUAGCUCCGUAAUAUUUUUCACAUACAAAUCUGGAAGAAAUAUUCCAAUAAAUUUUAAAAACAUGUGUAAAGAAGUACUCUUAAAUAAUUAUCAAGAAAUAGAACUCCUAUAUAUAUAUAUGUAUUUAAAUAAUUUUAGAAAUAUUAAAAGUCUUUCUAUAACACUAUGGAAUUUUAUGGAGUAUAUAAAUUUUACUUUCUUCAAUUCCAAAAAUAAUAUGUUAAUGGAUUCAAUUAAUAUAAUAAAAUUAUGUAAAAUAAAAAAAGACGAAUAUACAAAAGAUGAUCAAAUAUUAGCUCAAUAUAUAUUUAUUUAUUAUUACAAUAAAUUGGAGAAUGAUAAACCCAACAAAUUAAAGAGUUUAAUAAAAACAUUUUUCAAUAUAGAAAUUAAUAAAAGAUUAUUCAUGGAGGAUCAAACAAAUCGUUUAAAGGAGGCGUUGCAAAAAGAAUAUAUAUAUUUAAAAGAUGAUUUAUUUUAUAAAUAUCAAGAAGAUAUGUAUAUAUUAAAUGAAAAAUUAAAUAAUGAUUUUAUUUCAAUAUUAUAUGGAAAUCCAUUCAUAGGGAAGUCAACCAUGUUAAGAAUAUAUAACACUCUAUAUAAUUUUAAGCACACAUUUAUAUAUUUAGACGCCCUAUAUGAUUCACAAAAUAACUUGAACGAACAAUUUUUAUAUGAACUCAUUAAAAAGAAAAAAGAAAAAUAUGAAACCUACAAUUUUAUUAUAAAAGUAAAUAGUAUUAAUUCAAAUAUAUAUCACUUAUUGUCUUCUAUUAAUUUAUAUUCAUCAAAAAUAAAGAAAUGUGAUGAGGAUGAUAUAAAGUGUAAAAUUAUAAUUGAGUGUAAUAAUAUAUCCUGUAUGGAUCCUUAUAUGCUUAAUAAAACGAAUAAAGUCUAUAUACAAGACAAUAUAAACAUUUACAAUUAUUUUAAAAACAGGAGUUAUUAUAUAUUAGACUACAUACUAAAUGUGAACCUGUCUGAUGAAAAAAAUGUAGAAGAUAAUAAAAAUUGUAUUAAUUAUAAAAAUUAUUAUCUAGAGAGAAAAAAUAUACUUCUUCAAAUAUAUGAAGAGCUUAAAGUAUUCUACAAAAAAUUUAUGAUACCAAUUUUUGAUUAUAUAGAUAAAAAGAAAAAAAAAAAAAAAUCAUACAUAUAUACACAAAAUAAUAAUAAUAAUAAUAUUAGUAAUAGUAGUAUUAGUAUUAAUAAUUUUUAUCAAUAUAGUAAUAUAUAUAAUAAUGAUGAUGAUGAAAGAAAAAAACAAAAUGUGAAUCCAAAAGAUAAUCAAAUAAUAUUCAAUUCAUCAAUUCUACAACUUACCUUUGAUAAUAAAAUUAUCAUAAAUAAUUUCAUAGAUAUAUUUAAAAGUAAUAUAUUGUACUUUUUAAAAUAUAAAGACGAACAAUAUGAAGAAACAGAAAAAAAUAAAAAUAUAAAUAAUAUAAAAGAAUUUGAGAAUAAUAAAUUAAGUUACCAAUAUAUUAAUGAUAAUGAUCAUACACAACAAGAAUAUGAUUUAGAAAAUCUAGACAAAAAUUAUAUAGAAAAUAUUUGUAUAAUUCAAGCAGAUCAAGAAAAUAAUAAAAAAGUAGAAUUAUAUAAUAAACAGGAAAUAUACAAAAUAAUUAUAAUUAAAGAAAACAUAAUUUUUAUAUUAAUCAGUUGUCUUAUUUUCCUUUUUAAUAAUUUCUUAAAUGAUAAUGAAAAAUAUAAUUUCUUUCAUUUCCUAACAAAUCUAUGUAUAGAUAAUAAUAUUAAUGUUGAUAAUAAUAUAUCAAAUAAAUAUUAUAAUAUACAAAAGGGAAUAUGGAUUAAUAUAAGUAGCUACUUCAACAUAUCUACUACUAACCAAUUUAAUAAAGAAAACUUAAUAUUUUACGACGAAGAAAUAAAGAAAAAAAUUAAUUCAAUCAGCUUAUUAUAUCAAGGAGAAUGUAAUAUAUGUUUAAUAGGAAAGACAAAAAAUUGUAAGACUGUUAUUCUUAACGAAAUAAUUGAGAAAAAUAAAAAAAUUAAUCACAUAUCAAUAAAUGUUUUAAAAUAUACAAAUGUUUUGAAUUAUAAAAUUUUACAUGAUAAAUUAAUCAAAAAAAAUAUUAAAAAGUAUUUUCAUCAAUCGUUGCUAUAUAUAUGUAUAGACGACAUACACAUAAAUUAUGAUAAACAACUCAACCCUUCUAUAGAGUUUCUUCAAAAUCUUCAAAGAAAUUUAUGCUACUUCGAAAAUAAAAUUCUUAAUAUAGAAAAUAUAAGAAGCAUUAUUUCGUUAGACUAUGAUCAUAUAAAUGAACAUGAUUAUUAUGAAUACAUGUCAUAUUAUUAUUCCCUUAUAUUCUUAAAUACAAAUAGAAAAUCUCUACUUUCUUAUUUCAAUGCAUUGAUUAAUCAUACACUUAACAAUAAAUAUGAAAUAAUACAUAAUAAACUAGUUAAUUAUAGCAUAGAUGUAUUCUGGAAGAUACACGAAGAAAUUAACUUUCAAAACAAAAAAGAAAAUCACUUAAUAUUUACUAAAGAAAAUAUUUUCUUGCUAUAUGAAGAUUUAUUAUAUUGUAAAACUAACUAUAUGAAUGAGCAGGAUGUCAUAACAAACUGGUGCGAAGCUUCUAAAAAUAUUAUUUUAAAUAGGAUCCUAAGAAAGGAGAAUAAAAAGCAAAUAAUGAUAUUACUCAAAGAUAUUCAAGAGAAAUAUUUUACAAAUAUAGAAAAGAAUAAUGAAUCAAUAUAUAUAAAUUAUUUUUCCAAAGAGACAUAUGAACAUGUAGAGAGAAAUGCACUUAAAGAGGAAUUUUUAAGAAGUCUUAGCAGUUAUCAAAAUUUGUAUAUGAACACAAAUUUAUUUGUUGAAUUUUAUUUUGAAACCAUUAUAGAAAUAUAUAAAAAAAUAAGUAAGAAUUACAAAACGUCGAUGAUCAUCUGUAUGAAUAAAAAAAGAGCUGUCAUUCUAUUAAGUGCUGUAGCAUAUAUAUUAAAUAUAAAUACAAUAUUAGUAAAUAAAACAAGUAUACAAGAAAAUGUACAAGAUAAAAUUAAUUAUUAUAAUAGAUUGAGGUUUCAAAAAAAUCUUUUUAUUCUAAUUAAUUUUACAAAUAAAUAUUAUGAUUAUUUCUAUUCAUUAAUUUAUAAAACAUUCCCAUCUAUCCUCUUUGAAAAAAAAGAGCUCUUUCAAAUGUACACAAAAACUGGUCUCAUAUCAAACGAGCUGAAAUGGGAAAAUAUAAAAACAAUAAUGAAAAAUAAUACCUAUGCUUGUCUCAUACAUGAGAAACGAUUCGAUUUAAAUACCUCCAAUUUUCAAAUCUACAAAAAUAUUUAUAACGACAUUCAUAUUAUCCAUAUAGACAGCUGGAAUAAAGAAGAAUAUAUAAAAUACUGCAAUCUCUUCUUGAAAAAUAUACACGACAAUCAUUUUAUAGAUAACAUAUUAAACACUUUUAAAAAAAAAGUUAUACUCAACACAUUAGAAGAUGACAGUGAACACAAUACAAAACCUUUAUCGACAAAAAAAAAAGAGAAUAAGGAAAAAACCAAAACUAUAUUUAUCAAUUCGGUUGACUAUAUGAAAAAUAAAAACGACGAUAUAAAAGAAAAGGUAGAUAUAAAAGAAAAGGUAAAUAUAAAAGAAAAGGUAGAUAUAAAAAAAAACGUAGAUGUAAAAGAAAAUGUAGAUAUAAAAAAAAACGUAGAUAUAAAAGACAACAUAGAAUAUAUAGAUCAAAAAAAUAAUAAUAUAAAAACUGAAAAAAUUAAAGAUCUCAAAUUAAAUCUACAAAAUAAAGAAAAUAAUAAUAUACAAGAUACACAAAAUAAUAUACACAAUAAUAAUAAUAACGUCAAUAAUUAUGCUGUUCAUAUAAAACAAAACACUCAUAAUAAUUUAAUUCUUACAAAUAAAAGAACAGAUAACGAACAAAAUAAAAAUAGCCAAGAAAAAUCUGAACAAACACAAAAUGGUAUUCACAAUAAAAAAAAAACGAAAAAACAAACACAAAAACAAACACAAAUACAUAUGCAAAUACCAACACAAAAACAAACAAAUACACAAAAAGUAUUUUCUCAAAAUAAAAAUGCAAAAGAAAAUGCAUCCAUUCCAGAAAAUCAUAACAACCAUGGACAACAACAUAAAGCAAUUCAUGAUACACAUAAUGAUAAAGAGAAGAAGAAAAAAAUUAUAAAUACAAAUAAUAAUGAUAAAAAUGAAUUAGGUGAUACAAAUAAUAAAGACAAUUCAAAUAAGACAACAAAAAAUUUAAACCAUAAUAAAAUACAAAAAAAAAAUCAUACCAAUCAAAAUAUCAAAAAUAUAAAAAAGGAAAACGAUAUGAUACAAGAAAAAAAUAAAAAAAUAAAGAAAAUUCAAAUGAAAGAAAACAUAAAUAUAAAUGAACAAAAUGCAAAUCAUACUAAACAAAAAAUAGCUAAUCAAAAUAAUAAAUCAAAAGUAAAAAAAAAAAAAAUAAUCAAUAUAAAAAAGGAUAAUAAAAAUGACAAGUAUAAUAUUAUCAUGUCAACUAGCCAUGAUGAAAAUAAUAAUAAAAAAAAUGUACAAAAUGAAGAUCAAUUUAUAAAUAAAGAAUUAGAAAAUAACAAAAAAAAUAAUAAACAAAUAACUUGUGAAAUACAAAAUAAAUUACAUAAUAUAAAUAAUGAACAAGAUACAAAAGAAGUUUCAUUGAAUAAAAUAAAUGAACAAAAUCAAACAGAAAAUAAGAAAGAUAUAGAAAAUAUGGAAAUUCAAAAUAAAAAUAUAAAUGAUACAAUCAUUAACAAUAAUAAAACAAUGGACCUAAAAAAUGAUGAUCAUAAUAAAAUCAAACAUAUCAAAAGUAGUGAACAGUGCAAAGAAAUUCAACAAAAUAAUUAUAAUAUUAUUAAUAAUAAUAAUAAUAAUAAUAAUAAUAAUAUUAAUAAUAUUAAUAAUAAUAAUAAUAAUAAUAAUAACCUUCAUAUAUAUCAUCUUCAUAAUAAUGACGAUUUAUUGAAUCAAAGCAAUAAUUACAAAAAAGACAAACAACAUAAAAACACACCUUUCUAUAUGAUCGAUAAACAGAUGGAUAAUAUUAUUAAUACUUGCAUUCAAGUAUACUAUCAUAUGAAAAACUUUGUUCAUAGAAAUAAAGAAACUAACUUUAUUAGAAUAAACAAAUGUAAUUUUAUAGACACAUUAAUUAUGUUCUAUAUUUUAUUAAAGAACAAACUAAAUUAUAAAAACAAACAAUUAUAUAUGUUUAAAAUGGGACUAAAAAAAAUUGAAGAUAUCUUCCAAAAUUAUAAUAAUAUAAAAAUCGAAAUCGAAAAUAUUAAUUCAUCCAUAUUACAAAUGAAUAACAGUAUUAAAAAAUUAAAUGAAGACAUUGAAAAAAAUUCUUUAAACCUUAUUGAAUUAGAAGAAAACUUAAAUUCAAAUAAAAAAAUAUUAAAUAAAAUUACUAACGAUACAGAUGAAAUGAUGGAAAAAAAAAAUGAAUCUGAAAAAUUAAUUGAAGAAGAAUGUAUUAAUAUAAUUUUCAAAAUACAAAAUGUAGAAAAUAAUGAUAUCAAAAAUAUAUUAAAAAAUAAUUAUCCAGAUGUUAUACAUAUUCAUAUAUCUAUCAUGAUUAAUACACUUAUAAGGAAUUCAUUUCUAAAUGAUAAUAAUGAUAAUUGGAAUUAUUUUAAAAAUUUCUUGUCAAAAGAUAAUUUUUCAAAGACAUUCUUUAAUUUUAAAAAAGAAAAUGUAACAGAUAAACAAAUAAAACGAAUCAAAGAAUAUAUGAACAAAGAUGAAGUUGUUUAUAAUACAAAAAGGAUAUAUCAAAUGAAUAAUCUUUUUACAUAUCUUUUUGAAUGGAUUAUUUUUAUAAUAAAAUAUAAAGAACAUUACAAAGAUAUGUGUAAUAUAAAUGAAAUUAUAUCAUCAAAUAAUAUACAAAAAGAAAAAUAUGAAAUAGAAAAUAAUAUUUUAUUAGAACAAAUCAUAUCAAAUAAAACAUCUAUUGUUAAUAAUAAAAAUCAAAUAAAUAAUAAAACAGAAAUAAUAGACACAUUAAAUAAAAAAUUAAAUAUUAUUAAUAAAUUAUAUUUACCAUAUUUAGAUAUUAAACCAUUUCUACAAAAAAUACAAAAAAAAUAUAUAUAUACAAUAAAUAAAAUUAUAAAUAAUUAUAAAUAUAUCAUAUCUGAAAUUUUAUUAUAUUCAUUCUUUCUAAAUUAUUCUUCAUCUUUUAAUUAUAAAUAUAGAUCUUAUUUAAUCAAUACAUGGAAAUAUAUAAUCAAAAACAAUAAUAUUACAAUCAAACAUAAUAUUAAUAUAGAACAAAUAUAUACAUCUGAUACAAUCAUAUCAUUAUUUUUAUCAAAUAAUUUUCCAAGACAUAUAUUCUAUGUUCAAAAUGCAUUAAUAUCAUUUAAUCAUUUUAGAUGGCCUCUACUAAUAGAUAUACAAAAUAUUGGUCUACAAUGGUUGAAAAAAAGUUUUACAAAUAAUCUAGUAAUACAUAAUUUUGAUAAUAAUUUAACUAAACAUCUUGAUAUGUGUAUUAUAUAUGGAAAAAUACUUGUCAUACAAUAUUUUAAUUUUCAAAAUAUAUAUAUAUAUGAUAAAAAAUAUCAUCAGACAUUUAAUACUAAUAAUCAUUCUAUACAUGAUCAUUUUAAAAAUAUAAGACAAAACCAUUUCUCUAAAAAAAAAAUUAUUAAAAAUAAACAUAUUCAACUUAAUUCCAACUAUUCAAUAAUAGAACCUUUAUUGGAGCGAAAAAAAAAACUCGAAUACAAUAGAGAGUUUAAAUUAUUCCUUGUUAGCGAUACAAACGACAGAUAUUUUCAAGAUAUAGAAGACUAUGUUAAUAUAAUAAAUUUUCAAAUAGAUAAACAUCUAAUUAUAAACAAAGUUAUCAACAUUAUAUUUAAACAUGAAGAAGAAAAGAAGGUUCUAAAUUUUAACACAAAAAUUAAAAACUAUUAUGAAACUAAACAAACAUUAAAAUUUUUAGACGAUGGAAUGAUAAUCGAAUUAUGUUCUUUCAAUAAUGUUGUUAGUAUAAAUAACAACACCAAUACGAUUAAUAAUAAUAUGAACAACAACAAUAUUGAUAAUAAUAAUAAUAAUAAUAAUAUGGAUAACAAUAACAACAUUGAUAACAAUAACAAUAACAAUAUCCAUAAUAAUAACAUCAAUAAUAAUAAUAAAAAUCUUAUUAAUGCUAUUAAUAAUAAUGCUCUUAAAAAAAUAGAAAUUAAAAAAUUAUUAAAAGAAUAUCAACAAGAAAUAAUCAAAAUAAAUGAUUCAUCUAAAAAUAUUAAAUAUCUAGGUUAUAGAUUUCAUUCGAUAUAUAAAAUAUUAUUAUUAUUAUCACAAAUAAAAUCCAUAUAUUAUUUUAAUUUUAAUUAUUUAUUAAAUAUAUUAAACCAUCUUAUUAAAAAUAUUAAUAAGAAAAUGUUAAUAUGUAAUUUUAAUCAGUUAAUCAAAAAAUUUACACAUAAUUGUUUUCUAUUCAUAUUAAAUUCCAUAAACAAAAAAGACAGAUUAUUCUUUUUAUUCAUAUUCUAUACAUCAUUAAUAUUUGAACAACAAAAAUUAAAUUAUAUAGAACAACAAAAAGAAGAUGAUAAUAUUAAAUCUAAUAAAAUAGAAAAAUAUACAUAUUAUUCUUUAUUCAUAAAAAUGAAUAAUCUAUAUAAUAUAAACAUAAAUAUAAAUACAUUAAAUAAUAUUGAAUGGCUAAAUAUAAAAAAAAAGACACAACUCUUAUUUAUAUCAAAUGAAUAUAACAACCUUCAAAUAUUAAUCAAUGAUAUGCAAAAUAAUACUAUUGAAUAUUUUAAUUGGUAUAAACAAACAAAACCAGAAGAAAAUCUUUUUUUUCUUAAAAAAAUACAAUUAAAUACAUUAGAAAUUAUAUUAUUUAUUUAUAUUAUGCGCAAAGAUAGAUUAUUUUAUUAUAUAUAUUCACAAUUAAAAAAUUAUCUAGAUCUAACAGAAUCAUUGACCUUUUGUCUCUCAAGCGAUUUAAAUUAUGUAGAUACAAAAACAUUUCUAUAUAUUACAGAGCCAAAUCAUUCUUAUGAUUAUAUAUUAUCAAAAUGUAACAUUAAUAAAAAUAAAAAUAAUACUAAUUAUAAUACAAGUCAUAGUACAAAUAAAACUAAUACUACUACAAAUAAUAAUAAUAAUAAUAAUAUUACAACUAGUAGUUAUAUUCAUAAUAAUAGUAGCUCUUUAAAAACUCUUAGUGUUGGUAAUAAUUUUAAUAAUGAUAUUCAAAUAUCCAUUGAAACUUCCUUACAAAACGGGAAAAAAUUAUUAUUAGAAAAUUUCCAUUUAAUUAAUUUUAAUAUAGAUAAAUUUUAUGAAAUAUAUAAUAACAAAAAAAUUCAUUCAAAUUUUCAAUUAAUCUUAACAUCAGAAAAAUAUUUAUCUCUUUCUAUAAUUAAAAAAGCUAUUAAAAUUUAUGCACAUAAAGAACAAUUUUUGAAAACAUUCUUUUUAGAUUUUUUUAUUUAUGUACACAAUAUAUAUAAACAAAAAUUAAAAAAUAAUUUUUUCAACUCUUUCCUAUUUUCAUUAGCAUUUUUUCAUACCAUAUUAAUAUGUAGAUGCAAUUACAAUAACUACGGAUUUGAUCAUUUUUAUUAUUUUGAUAAUAAAGAUUUUGAAACAACAUUUGAUUCUUUAAUAUAUUAUUUUAAUUUAAUUCAACAGAAAAAUGUUAUAACUAAUCUCUCCGAUGUGCAUCAGAUGGAUUCCCAAUAUUUUAAUCAGGCGUCCAUAGCUGACCAACUUGAAACAAAGGAGGUGAAUAUAAACUGGAAAUUCGUAAAAGAUAUUAUCCUCAAUAUAUAUUCAAGCAAAAUCAAGCACACAGACAGGAAUAUUAUAAAAAGCUAUAUCAACGAAUAUUUUAAUGAAUAUUCAUUUAAUGAGAAAAAUGAGUUCAUUUUCUCGGUUGAUGAAUCAUAUAAAUAUAAAUUCUUACUAAACCGUUCUAUCAAAGAAUAUAUCAAUUUAAUUAAGAGCUACCCUUUUUUCAAUAGCUGCAAAACAUAUGGAAUGAAAAUUGAAGCCGAUAAAAAGAAAGAUGAAGAGCAAAAUAAAAAUCUCCUCAACAAUUUAAACAAAAUUUGUCAAGAUGAAAUUUUAAUAUACGAGAAAGAAUAUAACGACAAAGAUAUUUUCUUUAAUCUUGACAGUGACUAUUAUUCAAGCUCCUUUCUAAAUUCUGAUAGUACAGAUGUUCUUAAAAUAAAAGAUCUUAAUGUAAAUGAAAAGGAUCUAGACAUCACAAAAAUAAACAAUACAGAAACAAAUGAAUAUAUUGUAAAUAAUGAGAACAAUAAUUUUGUAAAUAUUAAUAAAGACAAUAAUGAUAUUAAAACUUUGGAAAAAAUAUUUAAAUAUACUUAUACAAAUAAUAUAAAAAAUAGUAUAUAUAAUAACUAUCAUUAUUAUGAUCUAAUUUAUGACGAGAAUUUAUUAAAUAUGGACUUUAUGAAGAAUAUAAAAAAGAUGAAUGAAUUUUAUGAAUUACUUAAAAAACUUAAAUUGUUGUUUAAAGAUAACCUUAACAUAAAUUCAGAAUGGCAUAAAAAUAAUAUGACAACAAUACAAUUAUGUUGUAAAAAAGAAACAAAAAUAUUUAAAGAAAUUACAAAUAAUCUCUAUUCAGAUAUAAUACAAAUAGAACAACAACUAAAUAAAAAUAAGAAAAAAUUGGAUAUACAUACAAAAAUUAUUAUGAUCUUUCUAUCAUUAAAUAAAAUACCACCACAAUGGGCUAUAUAUUUUAAUAAAAAAAUAAAAUAUGUAAAUAAUUUUAUAACCUAUUUUGAAAAUAUAAAAGAACAAUUAUAUUUCUGGAAUAUUACAGGCGAACUCAAAUUUUAUAAUAUACAAUAUCUAUUUUAUCCUACCGAAUUUUUUAAAGCUUUAUUAAUUAAAUAUAGUUUUAUAUAUCAAAAAAAUAUUAAAGAUUGUAUUUUUAUAUGCAAAACUAAUAAUAAAUCUGAUUCAAAUAAAAAGGAAAAUGUACAUACACAAAAAAAUAUUUACUAUAGUAGUGAUGAAGAUACAGAAUAUGUUUCAAACCAAAUAAAUUAUUCUAAUUAUGUUCAUUAUGAUAUGGACAUAUAUACUGAUGUAGAUAUUGUGGGGAUAUAUACCCUGAAUAACAAUUUUGAUUGUUUUGGAAUCAAGUCCAAAAAUAACAAGAAAUACGAUCAAUUACCCAUAAUAACAUUAACUGUUAUUGAGAAGAAGGAAAAAAAUAUAUUAAAAGAUAAAAAAAUACCUCUCUAUCAAAACAAAUAUAAUAAAAAAUUAAACAAAAACAAAAAUAAUAAGUUUAUAACAUAUUUGUAUUUUAAAUCGGACAAACAUAAGUCCUUCAUAUAUAUAAAUAAAAUAUACUUAUUUAUAUAUAACUAA
Plasmodium adleri (nom. inval.) is the source of this 17040-nucleotide messenger RNA. Its product is annotated as dynein heavy chain,putative. Lineage: Eukaryota; Apicomplexa; Aconoidasida; Haemosporida; Plasmodiidae. Gene Ontology annotation, molecular function: dynein intermediate chain binding; minus-end-directed microtubule motor activity; dynein light intermediate chain binding. Gene Ontology annotation, biological process: microtubule-based movement. The transcript has 34 exons. Gene Ontology annotation, cellular component: dynein complex; axoneme. Bases 1 to 17040 code for a protein of 5679 amino acids. The record is from RefSeq and is a predicted model, not a curated record.